Apus apus (common swift) is the source of this 1147-nucleotide messenger RNA. It is a transcript of the gene CAPZB, whose product is annotated as capping actin protein of muscle Z-line subunit beta. Gene Ontology annotation, cellular component: F-actin capping protein complex; cytoplasm. Gene Ontology annotation, molecular function: actin filament binding. The transcript has 10 exons. NCBI's taxonomy places the organism in Eukaryota, Metazoa, Chordata, Aves, Apodiformes, Apodidae. The coding region runs from base 245 to 1042 and encodes 265 amino acids. Gene Ontology annotation, biological process: regulation of lamellipodium assembly; actin cytoskeleton organization; barbed-end actin filament capping. The record is from RefSeq and is a predicted model, not a curated record.
CCCUGAGUGAUGUGAGCAGCUCUGCAGACACGGAUUUUGAAAACCAAGCUGUCGUCAAAGUGAAACUAAAGGCGGGCAAGGUCGUGGCACUGAAGGACCCGGUUAUGCCUGCCCAGGGCCCAUUCAUUCGGGACAGGAGAGGUCCCGCAGACCCCGGAGCUCAGCGCAGAGGGAGAAUUCCCACGGAAACCUCUGAUCUUCAACACAGAGAAGUGACCAGCAGCUGGAUUGUGCCUUGGAUUUGAUGAGGCGUCUGCCUCCCCAGCAGAUAGAGAAGAAUCUCAGUGACCUCAUUGACUUGGUCCCAAGCCUCUGUGAAGACCUCCUCUCCUCUGUUGAUCAGCCCUUGAAGAUUGCACGAGACAAAGUGGUAGGAAAAGACUAUCUAUUGUGUGACUACAACAGAGAUGGGGACUCAUACAGAUCACCAUGGAGUAACAAAUAUGAUCCUCCCCUGGAAGACGGUGCCAUGCCAUCUGCUCGCCUGCGCAAGCUGGAGGUGGAAGCCAACAAUGCCUUUGACCAGUACAGAGACUUGUAUUUUGAAGGUGGAGUCUCCUCUGUCUACCUCUGGGAUCUGGAUCAUGGUUUUGCUGGGGUGAUCCUCAUUAAGAAAGCUGGAGAUGGAUCAAAGAAGAUUAAGGGAUGCUGGGAUUCCAUCCACGUGGUGGAGGUUCAGGAGAAAUCCAGCGGUCGUACUGCUCAUUACAAGCUGACCUCCACAGUGAUGCUGUGGCUGCAGACUAAUAAAACUGGGUCUGGUACCAUGAACCUUGGAGGGAGCCUUACCAGACAGAUGGAGAAAGAUGAGACUGUGAGUGACUCCUCUCCACACAUAGCCAAUAUUGGACGCUUGGUAGAGGACAUGGAAAACAAAAUCAGAAGUACACUGAAUGAGAUUUAUUUUGGAAAAACAAAGGACAUCGUUAAUGGGCUGAGAUCUAUUGAUGCUAUCCCCGACAACCAAAAGUAUAAGCAGUUGCAGAGGGAGCUUUCUCAAGUCUUGACCCAGCGCCAGAUCUACAUCCAGCCUGAUAACUAAACCAAUCCAGGUCUGUGCAGACUUUUGCAGACAAAUCAAAACAAGAAGCUCUUAAAAACGACCUGGUGGAGGCUUUGAAGAGAAAGCAGCAAAGUUAAAACCCUC